AUGCUUGAUCCAUUACAAGUCCUGCCAGCCGAGGUUAUCCUGCGCUGCAUUGAAUUCACACCUCUCUCUGGCAUUGCAGCGCUGAACUCGACUUCAAAAGCCUGGCAUGGCUUCUUGGACACCACACAUCAAGAUGCGAUAUAUUCAUCGCAAGCCCAUCAACUAUACAGCAAACAACCUAGGAGUGAUCGCGAAGUCACACAACUCGGUCGUGAUGUCAAAGCAUUUGGGGAGCCCCGAACAGACAGGAGUUUUGUGCAAUACUUACGUGGCGUGGAAAACUGGAAGGACUUUUGCAAGCGGUUGACGCUACUGGAGGAGAACUGGAGCAGUAAGAGGCCGGUGGUGAGAGAAAGUGUGGUGCAGGUUGGCUAUGAUCCAGUAUGGCGCUUCAAGCCUGACUUCAAGCGGAGAUUUAUCGUUUCGACCUCGCAAUCUGGGGGUGUUUGUGUCACCGACAUGGACGAUGGACGUAUGCUGUGGAGGCUGAGAAGAGAAGAUGUGCGCAUGUGUGCGCAUCUUGAAUACGAUCAAGAAAGUGGAACAGCAUGUUGGGAUCGGUUUGGCAAUGCAAUCGAGGUAUGGAAGGCUGAUGAGGUGGAAAGAGGCACCUUUCAUCGUGUGGGCCUGCUCGAACAUGAUUGCGAGACCAGAGGAUUCCAGCUCUCACGCUUUAAUGACAAGGAAACACUGUGUGUUGUUUCAUCCGAGGGCAAAGGCUUCGUCUGGGACCUCUCUGUGCAUCCACCACAACGACAAAAGGUACUGGACAUUGAGAACGAGGCUGUGGGUCAUUUGGACCAGGGCGAAAAUACUGUCUGCUACAGUAUGGGUCAACGAGGUUACCAUGUGUGCUCCAAAACCACUGGCGAGAUGUUAGGCAAAUUCGACCCCAAAGACUGCCAAAACAUCUACCACAUCGCUCACCCACCCGCUCAGCCAAAUCUCACCAUGGGCGCAACAAAUCACGGUCCCACAGCGUCCGUCAAUCCACCCGAGAACCCACGCAGAGAUCGCCUUGCACCACUUAAACUCUACGAUGGUCCUCAUCCAGUGCCGCGAAGCCCACUAGCAAUCGAAACCGACGAAUGGGGCUCCGGUAUCAUCUCAGGAAACUAUAUGUGCGGUGUUUCUCGCGGCGGCCGCGUUUUCAUCUGCACAGACUUCCUUGGUGCUCUAGCCGAUCCAGCACGCUUCAAGGAAACAACAGCAGUUCUACAUACUGAGGGUGACGGCUCAACUUUCGAACUUGGUGGCUGGCUCAGCAUAAAGAACGGUCGCUGUCUNUUUGAAAUCAUCGACAGCAUAUACGUCUUCACAUUACCCGAUUUCGGACAGCUUCCUGUGACAGGAGAAGCUCAACGGCCUAUCUGGGCUACACCAAUCAGCUCGGCACCGCAACUUGCUGUACCUGUGAGUUUUAUGGGUAUUUAUGAUGAUUGUAUCAUGCACACCUACACAACACUCGGGUUCCGCAGUCCUCGCCAGCGACGAUAUUCCAACGACGAUCGUGUGGAGCGCACUCGUGCCUUUCCCACAAAAGCGAUUAGGAUACUGAGUCUAGCGCCAGAUUUGUCUAAUCCAGGAAAGGAGCUUUCAUACACCGCAGGCUCGGAGAGAUACGACAACACUCCCCACGAUGGAAAUGGCAGCAACAGAACAAUGCCAGCACCUCCCACACGCGGUGCAGCAAUGCAAGCCGGCCUUUUGCAACUAAUGGCCUUGCUCACCAACACCAACGACGAGACCUCUGAAGACGAGGACGAAGACGAAGGAUUUGAACUUGGCGACGACGAAAGACCGCCUCCGGGACUUAGUGAAGAAGAACAAAUAGAAUGGGAACAAUCUCAAGCCAUCGAGGCGAGACAAGAUGAGGAGGACCGGCAGUUGAUUGCUGACAUGAUGAGGUCUGCUGAUGAGGACGAUGAGAUAGAGUUGGAGAUGUUGAGGUCUGAUGAUGAGGAUGAGGUUGCUAUUGUGGGUGGGAGAGUGCCUUAUGCGCCGAGUCUAGAUGAUGAAGAUGAUGAUGAGUGGGAGGAUGAAGAGGACGAAGCAUGA
This is a messenger RNA of Aureobasidium musti, 2058 nucleotides long. Lineage: Eukaryota; Fungi; Ascomycota; Dothideomycetes; Dothideales; Saccotheciaceae. The record is from the annotation of a GenBank genome assembly.